CAGUGACUCCGGGAACGCCGGAAGCGCUGGGGAAUGGGGAGGUUGUGACGGUUUCGUCCGCGUCGAAGGGGCGGGUGGUCCCUAGAGUGGCAGCGGUAACCGUGAGGCGUGGCACGACCCGAGCCUUAACGAUAGAGUUGGACCUGUCGCGCCAGUCGCCAACCAGCAGUUCCUUGCCCCGCUAAGUGCUGUCCCGGAGCGCCAUUCCGUACACCCGCCAGCGAGCCGUAACUGCCGCCCACCUUCAGCUCUUUCUCUUUCCUUUCGCUCAGCUUAAGGGAAGCGUGAAAGACUUGGGAACGCCCCAAGCCAUUUCUGCCGCUGCCUAUCGCAAGUGCCACUACUGUCAUGGGCCUCACCAUCUCCUCCCUCUUUUCUCGACUCUUUGGCAAGAAGCAGAUGCGCAUUUUGAUGGUUGGAUUGGAUGCUGCUGGCAAGACAACUAUUCUGUACAAACUGAAGUUAGGAGAGAUCGUUACCACCAUUCCUACCAUUGGCUUUAAUGUGGAAACAGUAGAAUACAAGAACAUUUGCUUCACAGUGUGGGAUGUUGGUGGUCAAGACAGAAUAAGACCUCUCUGGAAGCAUUACUUCCAGAAUACCCAGGGUCUUAUUUUUGUUGUAGAUAGCAAUGAUCGUGAAAGAAUUCAAGAAGGAGCAAAAGAGCUGCAGAAAAUGCUUCAGGAAGAUGAGUUGAGAGAUGCAGUGGUACUGGUUUUUGCGAACAAACAGGAUUUGCCAAAUGCUAUGGCCAUCAGUGAAAUGACAGAUAAAUUAGGUCUUCAGUCACUUUGUAACAGAACAUGGUAUGUACAAGCCACUUGUGCUACACAAGGAACUGGUCUGUAUGAGGGGCUUGACUGGCUGUCAAACGAGCUUACGAAACGUUAAGUGAAACUGGACAUCUAACCAAGGACAUGUUGGAUAGAAUUGGUCUAGCCUUGUUACAACACGGUUAGUGUCCAUCUUGGUUACUAAACAGUUUCUGGGCCAGGUUUGGGCAGAAUAUUCCAGCAAUUAAACUUAUUUUAUUGCCAA
Tupaia belangeri chinensis (Chinese tree shrew) is the source of this 1038-nucleotide messenger RNA. Its product is annotated as ADP-ribosylation factor 4-like. Gene Ontology annotation, molecular function: GTP binding; GTPase activity. The transcript is spliced from 6 exons. The record is from RefSeq and is a predicted model, not a curated record. The coding region runs from base 349 to 891 and encodes 180 amino acids. NCBI's taxonomy places the organism in Eukaryota, Metazoa, Chordata, Mammalia, Scandentia, Tupaiidae.